Dendroctonus ponderosae (mountain pine beetle) is the source of this 1281-nucleotide messenger RNA. Its product is annotated as metallophosphoesterase domain-containing protein 1. The transcript is spliced from 4 exons. Lineage: Eukaryota; Metazoa; Arthropoda; Insecta; Coleoptera; Curculionidae. Gene Ontology annotation, molecular function: hydrolase activity. The record is from RefSeq and is a predicted model, not a curated record. The coding region runs from base 462 to 1271 and encodes 269 amino acids.
UUGCUGAAUCGAUGCCUUUUGUGCGAAAUUGGUUUUAAUUAAAUUUUUAAAGCUCUGGAAAAUAUGUAUUUGCUUCUCUAUGUAUUACUUUCACGGUAGUUUCGUUGAAACGCUGUGCUGUGAAAAUGCGCCGAGAGAGUUACGGGAAAUAUCGGAAAGCGCGCAAUGUUGCUCAGCCACAUGGCCAGCAAAAUUUGUUUUUGUUUGAAAAUCAACAGGUUUUUUUACUAAAAAUAAGCCAACGACAAAAGUACACUUAAUGAGUUUCUUAUGCCUACCUACUAAAUUUUUUAUAAAUAAUUAAAAUUGCCAUCUUGAUCAGGAAUAAAACCGAUUACCAGUUAUUUGUCUUUAUCUAUGGUUAUCAGUUGACCAUCAUUAUCAGAGAGUUAAGUAUCUAUAAUGAGUCUACAUUAUUAUGAGUUCGGAUUAGUUUUAUUAAGUUUACUCCGCGUCCAAAAAUGGAAAAUAUAGUGCAAGUGCAUCCUCUAACCAAUAAUCCAACGCUUUUGUGGAAUCACAUCAGGCGGUUGCAAUUCUUUACUGAUAUUUACGUGCCCCAACACCUGUGGCAUGUUCUGCAGGCUCCCCCUAGCAAAAAUGUGCUGCGCUUUGUGUGCAUGAGCGACACGCAUUCCAAACAUUUACAGUGUAAUGUACCAGAAGGGGAUGUUUUCAUUCAUGCCGGCGAUUUUACCAUGGAAGGAGAACGACACGAGGUUAUUGCGUUCAAUGACUGGCUAGGAACGUUGAAGCACAAGUACAAAAUAGUGAUAGCAGGAAACCACGAACAGUCGUUUGAUCGCCGGUUUUCCACGGGAGAAGUAAACAAUGCGCGGCAGGAUUUAACAAAUUGUAGUUACCUAGAGGACUCCGGUGUGACCAUUUGCGGAGUUAAAAUCUUCGGGAGCCCCUGGCAGCCAAACCAUAUAGGGCGCCGUGGCUUUAAGUUAAUGCGGGGCAAACAGUGCCUGGAUAAGUGGAACCUGAUUCCGGCGGACACCGAUGUGCUGAUCACCCACGGGCCCCCUCUUGGACACGGCGACCUUACCAACUUCGGCCAACGAGCCGGAUGUGUGGAGCUGCUGAGGACAGUCCAGGUCAGAGUACGACCCAAGUCCCACAUUUUUGGACAUAUUCAUGAAGGUUAUGGCGCCAGCUUCGACGGGCAAACGCUGUUUGUUAACGCAUCCAUAUGUGACGGUAGCUAUAGGCCUUCGAAUCCGGCGUUUGUUUUUGAUGCCCCCAUUUCCCCAGGUUUUAAAAAAUGAAUAUGAGUAA